AUGCUGUCUACUAGUGCUGCUGCGCAGCUUCCCAGUUGCUGGUACCGCAUUCCCAGCCAUCUUAAUGUCCAUCAUCAUACCCGACAAAAGAGAAAACUCACCACUCUAUCGCUUGCCAAUGCAGAUAACCAAAUCCCUCUCAGGAACUUAUACGGUCCAAGUCUUCCUCAGACAUACAGUUGCUGCAAAGGGGUUGAAAGCAAUUACAGGUCUAGAUACAAUUCUGAUUCAAAUCAGGACGACAAACACCUGGUCCUUAUUAAAUUCUUCUCACUUGCUGACUCAGAAGACACCAAUAAUCAAAAUCCAGAAACCAGAAACCAGAAUCAACAUCAAGUAGACAGACAAAGGGAAUUCAAGGAAAACGACAAAAAAAGUGUACUUUUUACUAAGAUGUGGUGGGUAGAUUUGAAAGCGGCAUUUGGCCAAAGCAUCAACUUUGAGGGCAUUCUUUGUUCAACUAUGGUGAUCUUAAAAGACCCACAUUUGGCACUGCCCCAUAUUUCAGUUCGUGAUAUACGAUACAUUGACUGGGCUGCUCUACGUAGAAAGGGAUUUAAGGGUGUUGUCUUUGACAAAGAUAAUACUAUUACAGCGCCUUACUCUUUAACACCCUGGCCUCUGCUCGAGUCUUCAUUGGAAAGUUGUAAAUCAGAGUUUGGUCCAGAUAUUGCUGUAUUUAGUAACUCAGCUGGACUUAGUGAGUAUGACCAUGAUGGUUCAAAAGCUAGGCAUCUUGAGAAUACAAUUGGAAUUAAAGUCAUCAGACACAGAGUGAAGAAGCCAGGUGGCACAGCUGAAGAAGUAGAAAAACAUUUUGGCUGUGAUUCAUCACAGUUAAUCAUGGUGGGCGACCGUCCUUUGACUGACAUAGUUUAUGGCAAUCGAAAUGGAUUUCUUACUAUCUUGACAGAGCCAUUGAGUCUUACGGAGGAGCCAUUCAUCGUUAAGCAGGUGAGGAAGCUAGAAACUACAUUUGUAAAUUACUGGUCUAGAAAAGGAUUGAAGCCGCUUGAGCAGAAGCUAUUGCCAGAUCCCAGACAUUGUGUCAAAGAGCCACGUCCUUGA
Molecule: messenger RNA, 1068 nt
Organism: Lathyrus sativus (Indian pea)
Lineage: Eukaryota; Viridiplantae; Streptophyta; Magnoliopsida; Fabales; Fabaceae
Source: the annotation of a GenBank genome assembly